AAUUGGCAAUCGGGCUCGGCGUUAUUUUUUUACAUGUCAAACUCGUUAACGUAAAAGCUAAAAAUGCUUCGUUUUUAUUAUACAAACGUGUGAAAUUACUAUUAAAUGGUAUAAUUUCCGUAACAUAACCAGUUAUUGACGAGUGAUAAUAGUUUAAUCGACAAUGGACGUGGAUACGGGCGGCCGCAGCUCGCGCUCCCGCAGCAAGUCCGUGGAGUCCGCGGCGAAGUCCCGCUCGGGCUCGCGCUCCGCAUCAUCAUCCUCCAGCCGCAGCGGUUCCGCCGCGAGCCGCAAAUCCAAGUCCAGAAGCCGUAGUGGAUCUGCUGCCGACCGCAAGUCCAAGUCUCGCAGUCGCAGCGGGUCCGCCGCUAGCCGCAAAUCCAAGUCUCGUAGCCGUAGUGGGUCCGCUGCUAGCCGCAAAUCCAAGUCCCGAAGCCGUAGUGGGUCCGCUGCUAGCCGCAAGUCGAAGUCCAGGAGUCGUUCACGUUCCUCGCGCUCGUCGCGUUCCCGCAGCGGUUCCGCAGUGCGUUCUGAUGCCGGAGAUCGCAAGUCGCGGUCGAGGAGCGGGUCUCCAGCUAAAUCUAGGUCUAGAAGUGGUUCCCCGAUGGAUCAGAGUGGCUCGCCUCGUAAACCGCGCUCCAGAAGCGGUUCACCUGCCAAGUCGCGUUCGAGGAGCCGAUCUCCGGCUAAGAGUCGUUCGCGCAGUGGAUCGCCAAUGGAUAAAUCUCGCUCCCGAAGCGGCUCUAGAGCUAAAUCCCGUUCUAGAAGCGGAUCUCGGGCUAAAUCUAGAAGUGCUUCGCCGGCUAAAUCUCGCUCUCGUAGUGGUUCCCGGAAGUCACGUUCGCGAAGUGGGUCCAGGGCGAAGUCCGGUAGCGGUUCGCCAAAGAAGUCCCGGUCCCGUAGCGGCUCGCCGCGGAAGUCGCGAUCUCGCAGUGGAUCGAGGCCUAAGUCCGGGUCGAGAAGUCGCUCGGGGUCGCCGGAGCGCAUGGAGAUUGAUGAGGCGGGCGACAGGCCGGAGUCGCCUACCUUUACACAGGUCGAAAGAAAAAGCCGAUCACGAUCCAAAUCAGCGGGCCGCAAGUCAGCAUCCCGCUCUAAGUCCCGUUCCAAAUCUCGCUCUAAAUCCCGAUCCAAAUCCCGUUCCAAAUCUCGAUCCAAAUCCCGUUCUAAAUCUCGUUCCCGCUCCAAGUCCGGUUCGCGCUCAAAGUCCCGUUCUCGCUCUAAAUCCCGUUCCCGUUCCAAGUCCCGGUCCCGUUCACGUUCUGGCAGCCGCUCGCGCUCGCGAUCAGGAUCGAGAUCCAAGUCAAGGUCAAGAUCCAAGUCCAGGUCAAGAUCUAAGUCGAGAUCGAGGUCGAAGUCGGGAUCUCGCUCGGGCUCUGCCAAAUCCAAAUCUAGGUCCCGCUCGCGCUCGCGCUCGGGCAGCCGCUCGCGCUCGCGCUCCGGCUCCGGGUCCCCGCGCGCAGACGCCAAGAAGCGGCGUAUAGUCCGUCUGGCGAGCGACGACGAGGGCGACGACGAUGGGCCGCGGCCCGAGGGGGAGGGGGACAAGGGGCAGAUGCCGCCGCCCGCGCAGGACGACUCCUCGGAUGACGAGAUCGCACCCGACUCCAAGACGGAGGAGAUGACGGGCGGCAUGUCGGACUUCGAGAUAAUGUUGGCGCGCAAGCGGGAGGAGCGCAAGGGCCGGCGGCGCCGCCGCGACAUCGACAUCAUCAACGACAACGACGACCUCAUAGCGGCGCUGCUGCAGCAGAUGAGACAGGCCGCCGAGCAGGACAGGGAGCUUAACAGAAAAAAUCAACCUGCUGUCAGGAAGGUGUCGAUGCUAAAAGCGGCCAUGUCCCAGCUGAUCAAGAAGGACCUGCAACUGGCCUUCCUCGAGCACAACGCUCUCAACGUGCUCUGUGAUUGGCUGGCCCCCAUGCCCAACAGGGCUUUACCCUGUCUGCUGAUAAGGGAUUCUAUACUAAAGCUGCUACAGGACUUCCCGUCGAUAGACAAGUCCCUUCUAAAGCAGUCGGGCAUCGGCAAGGCGGUGAUGUACCUGUACAAGCACCCCAAGGAGACCAAGGCCAACAGGGAGCGCGCCGGGAGGCUCAUCUCAGAGUGGGCCCGACCUAUUUUUAACUUGUCGACAGACUUUAAAGCGAUGACGCGCGAGGAGCGGCAGGCGCGCGACGAGGCCAUGGCGGGCGCGCGGGGGGGCGGGGGCGGCGGGGGGAGGCGCGCGGGCGGGGGGGACGAGCCGGGGCCCUCCGCCAAGCGCCCGCGCAACGACGACCGCGCUGACAAGCCGCUGCGGCCGGGCGACCCGGGCUGGGUGGCGCGCGCGCGAGUCCCGACGCCCUCCAGCAAGGACUACGUGGUGCGGCCCAAGUCCACCAGCGAGGUCGACAUGUCCACCGUAGCAAAGAAGAAGAUGACGCGAUACGAGAAGCAGAUGAAGCGGUUCAUCGACCAGAAGCGGCUGCGCAGCGGCGCGCGGCGCGCCGUCGAGAUCUCCAUCGAGGGCCGCAAGAUGGCGCUGUGAAUGUAAACACGUACGCUGUACGGAGACUGGAGACAUUUAACCCUAUACUUGUACAAGUUGUUUUUUCAACUAUUUGUCAUAAUAACAUUAAGCUAAUUUUAAGGUUUAACAGGUAAAUUGACAGUAGGUACGCGGUGCGCGGAUGUCGUGACCGCUACUCAUGCACUGUUAGUGCGUGGAAAUGGAGACCUAGUGACUCUCCGAAUAAAAUACUAAGUUAAAUCAUAAAAUUAGCUUCAUGCUACAAUGGCUAACGACACUUUAAAUUCGAUUAUUUGUCAUAUUCCGUAAAGUUGUUAUAAUUUGUAUUGCAUACUUGCAUUGCACAUUUUGUAAUUUUGUUAAGUAGAUUGUUGUACCGUACCGUAGUAGAACCAAAUGUCCCCAGAUUCCCUUAGUCUCGGUGAUAUACUCGUGUGGUGCGAUUAUAUAUAAUUACCUAUAGUCGCCACCAUAACGAUCAGAGCGGCUAAGGUGUCCACAAAUAUCUGAACACGCCUCUACUCUCAAGGCGUUAAUGUAUGUUUCAAUAUUUCGAGAUAAGUACCAUGUAAGUACACAAUAAUAUGUCUGGUGACGAUUGUAAAUAAGCACAAGUGGAUGCUGAUAAGCAAUAAUGUCGUUGCUUAUCAUGAAUAGUGACACAAAACAAAAUGAAAUGCCAUUCGAUUUUAAAUCUUACCAGUAAAAGAUAGAAUAUUAAAUGCAAUAGCAUUUCAUUUUGAGUUGUGCCACUGUUAAUGAUAAGCGUCGAUGUGUCAACCCACAUUAAUUUUGCAAUGAGAUGUCAACUCAAAAAAUUGACGCUUAAAGUUUAUUGCAAACUGGAUGUGGGAUGACUCAUUUUUGGUAAACACCAUCCAAGUCACAUAGAUGUUGACAAGUUCGGGUCGGCACUGUGAGCUUCUGAUUCUAGUUUGGUUUUAUUUAGGCAUAUUUUAACAAAAAAAAUACUUAAAUCGACAUUUCUAAAAAACAACGUGAAUUUACGGAUAACUUUUAUUUUGUUACCUCAUUGUUUAGUUAUUUUUGUCAUGGUAGUGAUUAUGAGAAAUAUGUAAUCACGAAAAACUUUUUAGCAAUAUUACGUAUAUGAUAUAGUAUGAAAUGACACGCACACAAAAGUACGCCUACGGACGUUGCUAUAGAGUUUAAAAUAGUGAUUUUUUAUAAAUUCCUCUGGCACCAAAAUGAGAAGGUGUAUAAAACUUCUUGGGAAAUGCUCUAAAAAUUGUUUCUGCAUAAAAAUCCACUGCGUAAAAUGCAGGACAUUAGAGUUAUUUCUUCAGCCGCGAUAAUAGUUUAAUCAAAAACUCAUUGUAUCGCGUGAUACCUACUUCCCUACGGCGGGUAUAGUAGGUGUGACAGAGAACACACUACGUAUUCGCGAGCAGCGAGUGUUUGAUUUUAUUAUAUUAUAGUAGGAUGGCGUAUGUGUGCAGUGGUCAAAUUUACAAUCGAGUUUGUACUUGCUUUUUGAUAUUUCCGAAUUACCCUUUUCUACGAGUUUGGCGAAAUGAUACUUCUAGUAUUUGUAAUAAAAAUGUCUCUUCCAUGGACAUGUUACAAAACGAAAUAUUUGUUGCAAAAUGGAACUUUUGUUUAUAGAGACGCGUGCAAUGUUUGGACUGUUCCAUUUAUAUGGAACUGGUAGUUUGGUAUAUGUAUGACUAUUUGUAGACCUCACAUCUUUGCAACAGGUCCCGUAGACAACAUGCCAGUCGCUAACGCUCCUUAGCGAACGAAAAGCAACUGUCACCGUCACACUACUACAUAUAUGGUAGAGUGAUGGCAGACACAAAGCGAUUCGAUGGCGAAGCGUAAGCGAUUGUCACCUUGGCUUGGCCGCCAGGAUUGAGGAGAGGUCAGUAAGUUAGGACUACAUUAUUGCGAGUUGCUCGCACGGCUAUUACUUUCUAACCUCAAAAUAACGUUAUUUUUGUCUUUGAUGAUUCCUUCGUGGAUUCUAAAAAUAAUUUCACGCCGAAACAGA
Molecule: messenger RNA, 4523 nt
Organism: Cydia fagiglandana
Lineage: Eukaryota; Metazoa; Arthropoda; Insecta; Lepidoptera; Tortricidae
Product: serine/arginine-rich splicing factor 4
Exons: 12
Coding region: 164-2530 (788 amino acids)
Biological process (GO): poly(A)+ mRNA export from nucleus
Cellular component (GO): nucleus
Source: RefSeq, a predicted model, not a curated record